Messenger RNA from Dendroctonus ponderosae (mountain pine beetle), 1581 nucleotides. RefSeq lists its product as uncharacterized. NCBI's taxonomy places the organism in Eukaryota, Metazoa, Arthropoda, Insecta, Coleoptera, Curculionidae. The coding region runs from base 298 to 567 and encodes 89 amino acids. The transcript has 4 exons. The record is from RefSeq and is a predicted model, not a curated record.
AAUAUUGCCGUGCGAAAAGCCACUUCUACAAAAUAGUCAAUAGUAAAAAAAUUGAAAUCGAACUGCGAAGUAAAGAAAUCAAUGACUCAUACAAAGGGCGAACAAGUAAAUGAUUAUAUUAUCAUGUUGAUUCUGGAGUUCAGUCGAAAAUCGGUCGCCAAUCUUUUGUGUCGUGCGAAUACCAUUCUUAGAUGGAAAAUAUGGAAUCAUUGUGACCCUUAAGGAAAGUUUAUAAUUCGAAAUUCGUUUUCAGUGUAUGAUGGUAGUGUGAGCUUUUUGGGAAUUCAAGGAUAGAAAAUGGAAGAAGGGCCAGCUUGUAGAAAGCUGGUGGCACGAUGCAGCUUUCGGUGGUCAAUGAUACAAGAAGACAUGGCGGACAGAAUGUUACCGGAGGCGAGCCUUUGGACCUUGUCGACCCAGAAUCCUGUAUCUUCGAUGUUUUCGUCCCAUGAUCAGCACCAAAACAAUGUGGUAUUGCGAGUCGUCCAUUUUUCUUCUUCAUUACAAAUUGUCAGAGAUGGAAAUGUAAUAUUCGCGAACAGCAGCGUUCAAAAAUAUGUGUUCUAACAGAAAGAUAAAGUCAAAUCCUCUUUACUUAAUUAGAUUGUAGGUUAUAUAUCUCUUUUGCAAGUAUUUCCACAAGAAACACAUGUUUUGCUGCAGAAUUGGAAAUAUUUGUGACUUUUCCUAAUGCAACUUUGGCAAAUGGAAAAUUGCCUUUUUACUUUAAUUUGGUGACACUUAAGUAAGGUAAAAGUGCUGCUACUUUAAAGCCCGGUUCCACCAAGAGUGAUUAAAUUCUUGGUUAGCUAAUCACAAUCAUUUUUUAAUCACCACUUUAAUCAUGAUUAAAUUGUCAUGCGUUCCACAACAAACAUUUUAACUCCGGUUAGAUAAUCAUCAGUCUCAUAGGUUAAGAUCAUAUUUCCUUUGAAUCCACGGUUCUGAUUGGUUCAAACACCUCACAGAUCAACUGAAAUCAUUUUCCCUCAAAACGGUAAUCACAUGUAGCUUGAACAUUGAUAGAGAAAUAUCCUUUUCUAUUACGAAAUACUUCUGCGUGUUCUAAAGUUUGGGAAAACGAGUUAAUGCAUAAAAAAUUACUUGUGCUGCACUCAUUUCCUUUUUUGUAGAUGGGAGUUUAAUGUCAUGUCAGCAGUUACUCGAUGUACAAUUCGAUGCGGACUAGUUUUGGUUACUCCAAAAAAGUCUCCAGCAGCAAUAAGUUGCGAUCCAGUUGCAUAAUACCUCAACACAAGUAAAAGUUGUGUCAUGGGUUGAAUAGUGUUGUUUCUGAAACAUCCAUUUAAUGAACAUGUGGCAAUUUUACUAUUAUUCAUUUAUCAUAACUUUCUGUAGUAUGUUGCAGGUCUAUUUCUAUUUCCAGCAGUAAUGUUUGGACAGUGUUUUUCGAUAAGCGAAAUAGCAUAAAAAAAACUUAAGGUGUCCAUGAUUUCAAAAUAAUUGACUCGCGGAUUAAAUAUUCGCGGUCUUCUAACAACUUGCAUGUCACUAUCCUCAUCAGACGGUGAUAAAACAUCGCCAUAAAACAAAUCCAACAUGUGUUUACUUAAAAUUGUU